Acanthaster planci (crown-of-thorns starfish) is the source of this 4238-nucleotide messenger RNA. Its product is annotated as polycystin-1-like protein 2. Gene Ontology annotation, biological process: detection of mechanical stimulus. The record is from RefSeq and is a predicted model, not a curated record. Gene Ontology annotation, cellular component: membrane. Lineage: Eukaryota; Metazoa; Echinodermata; Asteroidea; Valvatida; Acanthasteridae. Gene Ontology annotation, molecular function: protein binding; calcium ion binding; calcium channel activity.
GGUUGCUGAACUCACUUAAGAGCCCCUCCGAAAACGAAGCCCGCUUUGAAUCCUUUAAGACCAGAGAAUAUAAAUUCAAUCCAUACCUAUGGGGAGACGAUCUCGGCUUCAGCAUCACAUCACUGGUCAAGACACUGGAACUCAUAGACGACAAAAACGUUAAGAUCAACAUACAAGACACUGAGGCGCUAAUCAGUGUGCUAUUCUACCGGAGAAAGGAGUCUUUGGGCCAGUUGCCCCCGGAUGUCGGGGCUGAUUCCGUUGGAGAGGAAGAUCUUUACGCCCCGUCCCCAGAAGCCGACCAACACGCUGUGUCCUUGUUUUUCUCGUCAGGGGAUACCAAGUUCUGCUACGUGUUGUACAUCCCCGGCGCGGAGUUCAGCGCAGCAAUGCAGGGCAACGUGACGGAGGGGCUCUCAAGAGCGGUCACCUCAGCCACUCGUGCCCAGCACGGGGUCCAGGAUGUUGACGACAGAGACCCCUGCGUGCCCGUGACAGAACUAACCCUUGACGAAGACAGUGUUAGUCGGAGUUUGGAAGAAUUUCAGGUUGAACUGAACUCGACUUUCAGAAUCAGAGUAGCUAAGACCGAAUGCGUCUUCAGGGAUAACUGGGACAUGCCUUCGUCAAUUAUCCUGAACACUCCACAAGGGAUUAACCUCACGUUUGAAUUUCACCUGCACAUCUGCAUGUACUGGGACGUUGAGAGUGAGACAUGGAAACAAGAUGGUUGCAGGGUCAGCCCGCUCUCCACGAGAAAUGUGACAAUCUGCCAGUGCAACCACCUGACUACCUUCGCCUCCACCUUUAUCUCCGUGAACACAAUCGACUUCGUCAGCGUUUUCACCGAGAGCAACCUGGGCGACAACGUGGCCGUGUUUGCCGUGGUCAUCGGGAUAGCGUGCCUGGUUGUUCUGCUGGCUCCUGUCAUGUGGUGGAAGGACAGACAAGAUUUACUGAGGUGGGCUGCACAUCCUCUCGUUGACAAUUCACGUGAAGACACAUAUAUGUAUACGGUUUCUGUAUACACGGGCUAUCCAAAGCACAGUGGUACAAGGUCACUGGUUCACUUCGAUUUGAUUGGAGACUUAGACGGAACCAGGGACCGAAGACUACAGGAUUUGGAAGACUGCACAAGACUGGACACUGGUACCCUAAACCACUACGUGAUGAGCGUACCUCGUAGCCUGGGACCACUGACCUACUUGCACAUCAGACAUGACAACUCAGGCGAAGGACAUUAUGCGUCAUGGUACGUGUACUGGAUUGUCGUGUGUGACCUACAGACUCGGCUGAGGUAUUGCUUUGUACUGAACGACUGGCUAGCUGCAGACUCCCUGACCAAAGAGAUUCCCAGCCGAACACUCCUCUUGGCCGGUCACGAGGAGACACUCGCCGUCAAGUCAGAUUUUUAUCGCGUCGUCCGAGAAACCUUCGCUGACCACCACCUCUGGAACUCCCUCUUCAACCGGCAGCUGCCAAGCCGCUUUACCAGACUCCAGCGCCUCGGUGUCUGCGCGUCGCUGCUGUAUCUCUUCAUGAUCACCAACGCUAUGUUUUACUCUCUUGACUCGCUUGAAGCCCGGCCCGUGUGCCCGGCUUUUCGCCUGGUCCUUGGCCCGUACACCCUGACCUCCCAGCAGCUUUACGUGGGCGCCAUCUCCUCCCUGAUCGUGUUCCCGGUCAACUUUCUCAUCAUCCAGAUAUUCCGACGCGCCCGGGGCGCAGCAGAGACCGUGUCAAUGAACGGGAAACUCGUGGAGUUUGCCUCCCGGUACGGGCAGGCCGUGAGCCCGCCACAGCAAGAGGGCGCUCUCCCGCGUUGGUCGGUAGGGAUCGCAUGGUUCCUGGUGGUUCUGUCGGUUGUGACUGGUGGAUUUUUCGUUGUUUUGUACAGUCUACAAUGGGGCAAGAAGCGAUCAGAGGCCUGGCUGAUAUCGAUGUUUAUGUCGCUUUUGGAAUCGGUGCUUUUAGUUGAACCCGCUAAGACCGUAUUUGUGGCCUUGGUCAUCAGUUGCUGCUGUGGGCGGAUUCUCCGUAAAACUCUAUUCAAAAAUCCGGACAAAUUCAUCAAUACGGACGAGGGGCCAGAAAAAGAAUGCCACAACGGACCUCCCGAUAUCAAACCAGCGACCUGGGGCGCCGGCAGCACAAUGUGGUGGCACAAAAACAUCAACGCUCAGGACAUCGCGGAGCAGAUAGGGCGCCACCUCGUGUUCAUGGUCUUGAUACUGGCCAUCAUUUGGAUGUAUAGGCACAACGAUGCGUUUUACAUGAGCAAAGCUGUCAAAGACGCUCUACUUGGCCCCAAGCCACACUUCAUGAAGAUACGAACAUUUGAAAACUACUGGGAGUGGGCAAACGCAGUCCUGAUACCAACGCUGUACAGCAACGAGACGUACACAGGGGGAGCUCUCAGCGACGAAGAGAUGAUGUUUGCCGGCGAAGCGAUCGGACUGAGGGUUGGGUCUGUCCGCCUCAGACAACUACGUGUGCAAUCAAAUCUGUGUGUGGUAGCCAACAAGAUGACUGACUACGGGUUAGACGAUGAAUGCAAUGUAGAGUAUACCACAUCAAGUGAGGACAAGUCAAACCACGGAGAGCGCUGGCAGAACAGGUCUUUACCCAGCUGGAUGUGCUCUGAUUCCAGUCUCACUUGUCCCUGGAGAUUCACCAAGCCACCAAGUCCUUCCACUAGCAGAUACCUUGGAGUACAGGGGACGGUGUUCAGCGGAGGGGGCUUCAUUGCUGAUCUGGGGACUACCCCCAGACACAGUUACCGAGUCCUCCGCUACCUGCAAGAUGCCGACUGGAUCAGCGUGCAGACCCGUGCAGUUUUCACCGAGUUCACGCUCUACAACCCGGACGCAAACUACUUCUGUCUGGUCACCUACGUCAUCGAGUUUCCCCCGACCAACGGCGCCAUCCCCUUCCCUGUGGUCCACACCUUUCGCCUGUACGACUUCGCCGACGAGACGGAAGUCUACUCGCUCCUGGUGACGCUUCUGCACCUCGUCUUUCUCCUGUGGCUGCUGCGCCUCACCUUCAUCGAGUUUGAGCACCUCAAGAAGGCCAGAGCAAAAUACUUCCUGUCCUUCAACAACUGUCUAGAAGCGAUGACCAUCAUGCUGAGUGCCUUUGGAGUGAUAAUCUAUGUAAUCAGGCAGUACGCUGUGGAUGCAUUCAGUGCAGAGAUUGCUGUGAAGAAAGACCUCCAUUUUAGCUUCCGGACGUUGGUCUUUCUAGAUGAGCUCUACGCUCUGUCCUUAGGAACCAUCGGCUUCCUCGCCACGAUCAAGCUCCAGGCUCUGUUAUGCUUCGACAGGCGGUUCACUGUCAUGACGCGCACCCUCUCCGACGCCAAGUUCAAGCUUCUUGGGUGCGGCGUCGUCUUUUUCAUCGUGUUCUACGGCUUUGUCUGGAUUAACUACCUUAUUAUUGGAUCAGAGCAGAAAGACUACAGUACAAUAAUCUCCACGUCCGAAACACUACUCAUCACCCUCCUUGGCAAGUUCCGUUUCAGCCAGUUCGACACCAACGCCUCCUCCAAGACGUUGGUCAUCAUCAUCUUCAUCCUGUUCUGCGUUUUCCAGGGUUUUAUUCUACUGAAUAUGUUCAUGUCAAUCAUCAUCGACUCUUUCGCCACAUUGCGCGCCGACGAGGCCACCUACGAAAACACGGUGUACCUAGAAGACGUCAUAGCUUCUGAGAUCCGCCGGAAUGUCAGAAAGAUCAUUCCACAGCGAGUUCUUAAAAGAUGGGAUAACAGCAGAAUUUUAUCAGGAAGACUGACUGGGGCGCAACUCGAAAACUCUCCGGGGGAAUGGCGGCGGAAAUUACCUAAUCCAUCUCCAGAUAGCUGCCCUGACAGAUGUCCCUCCUCCAGGCCCGGGGGUAUUCCAUCACAGCAGACAGCGGAGGAUGACGCGGGUGCAGGGAAGCAGAAGCGGAUUGCGAGCCAUACAAGCCCGGAACAGACCGGGCAGACCCAGGCCAGCGACACCUCUAAGCCUGGCCCGCGGUCUAGCUUAGCAAUGCACGUGCAGGGCUUUCCACCGGACAGGUUUGCUCGCUCCCUCAAGAGGGGCGAGAAGACGUCUGCUGCUAUGGAUCUGCUGGAAAAGGCUGUUGAUAGACUCAUAACACGAGUGGGCAUUGACGUGACUGCACAUCCUACAGAUCACUCAGAGAAUGUGUACAUAGCUCAGCCUGACCAUAUGAACCUCGAAACUAUAUAA